Prunus armeniaca (apricot) is the source of this 1101-nucleotide messenger RNA. The record is from the annotation of a GenBank genome assembly. NCBI's taxonomy places the organism in Eukaryota, Viridiplantae, Streptophyta, Magnoliopsida, Rosales, Rosaceae.
AUGGGAAGGGUAAAGCUAAAGAUAAAGAGGUUGGAGAAUACAAAUGGGCGUCAAGCAACUUAUGCUAAAAGGAAGCAUGGCAUCAUGAAAAAGGCUAAUGAAUUAUCUAUACUCUGUGACAUAGAUAUUGUUCUUCUCAUGUUUUCACCAACCGGAAAGCCUUCUUUAUGCAGUGGAAAACGCAGUAGCAUUGAAGAGGUUAUAGCAAAGUUUGCUCAACUAACUCCACAGGAAAGAGCCAAAAGGAAACUGGAAAGCCUCGAAGCACUGAAGAAAACAUUCAAGAAGUUGGAUCAUGACGUGAAUAUACAAGAGUUUUUGGGUACAAGUUCUCAAACAAUCGAGGAUCUGACUAACCAGUCUAGGUUAUUGCAAACCCAACUUUCCGAAAUAAAAAAGAGACUAAGCUGUUGGUCUAGCCCUGAUAAGAUCACCAGUGUAGAACAAUUGGGGCAAAUGGAAGAUUCAGUAAGAGAAUCGCUUAACCAGAUUCGGACACAUAAGGAAAACCUACAAAAGCAGCAGCUUAUGUCGUUAGAGUGCACUAGUCAGUUCCAAAAUGGGUUGCAUAUACCUUUCAGCAUGAGUGCUGAGCAACAGCUGCAGCCUUUGUCAUGGAUUCCGACUAAUGAAAGCCGGCAUAUGGUUUUACCGGAGGACCCAAACUUGCUUCCCCAUAGGGAUAUGGAAUGCUCUGCAAGUUCCUCCUUUGGGAGUUAUUCUGGUUACCUUGGUACAGGAAAAAGUUCAGAGAUUUCUACUUCUGGGCAAGAAAAUGGUAUUCUUAAUGACUUAAGUAGAACUGCACCGCUGAGGCUACAGCUGGGUGGGCAAUUUCCUUACCUGCCGUACAAUCUCAAUAUGCUGACUGACACGAAAUUCCAGCCACCAGCAGAAAUGAGUCCUCAAGAAAACCCUGUGGAGUAUCAUGUUAAUGGAAGCUUUGAAGCUCCUAGACCCGAGUUUUACCCUACUCAGCAUAGUUGGGCCUCUACAUCUGGUCCUUGUGCUGUUACCAUGUUUGACGAGCAUUUAUAUUCCCAGGAUAAGAGCGAGAGUGUCUACAAAAAUGAUAGCGUGUGUUGUUUUUCCUUUAGCUGA